Molecule: messenger RNA, 4190 nt
Organism: Xenopus laevis (African clawed frog)
Lineage: Eukaryota; Metazoa; Chordata; Amphibia; Anura; Pipidae
Gene: cables1.L
Product: Cdk5 and Abl enzyme substrate 1 L homeolog
Exons: 10
Coding region: 359-2002 (547 amino acids)
Biological process (GO): regulation of cell cycle; nervous system development
Cellular component (GO): cytosol
Source: RefSeq, a predicted model, not a curated record
CAACCAAAACUCUUCCUCCUGGAAACAGAAAUAUUGUGUCAGAAAAUCUUCCUAAAAUGAGAAUGUACCAUACUGCCAGACGCUGCAGGCGUUGACAUUUCUAUGGGAGAAUCCAUGUAAGUGACAGGGGGCAACCUUUGGCAAUGGGACAAGCCACACGGCCGGCCUGUAGCGGCACCGCUCAGCCCCACUAGGAAGCCCAUUGCUGUUGCAGGAGUGAGGAGGAAGCAUGUCAUGUGUGAUCCCGCCCCGUUCCCAGCAAUAACAAGCAGUGUGGGAGUGAGGGAGCCGCUGGGAUCUAUGAGGUAACCCUGCAGCCCGCCGCUCAUAGCCCAUUCAUAGUCUCGCACGGGCCGCUAUGGCCACGGCCGCCAGCAGCAACCAGAGCAGCGGCAGCAAUGGGAUAAUGAUUGCAGGAUCCAUGAAGUCCCCGGGUGCCCACAGUGUGGAACACGGCAGAAGGUAUCAGUCUUCGGACCUUCGCAGGAGGCAGGCUGCUCUCUCAUUCCUCAAUAACAUUUCUCUGGACGGACGCCCCCUACAGGUGAAUACGUGCGCGGCAAGCAAGAUUUUGCAGGGUCAGCAGCCGCCGCCACCUGACAGUCCUGCACUUUAUGCGGUAUCGCCUGCGACCCCUCUGCUCCAGCAGCAUCAGCAUGUGGCUUCCCCGCUCAGCCGGAGCAGCCGGGCCUCUCCCCCGCAUCUGGUGGCAAUGGAGGAGAGCACUGAGGAAGAGCUGCACUUACAAGGGGAAGGAUUCGGAGUGAGCAUUCCUAUCGCUGUUCCCGCUGUAUGCGCCGUGUCCUUCCCCCCUCUGUGCUCGGGCACCCGGGGCAGACUCAACUCAUUCACCUAUGGCAGCAUUCUACCGGCUGCUUUCUCUAGGAGCGGCUUCUGCAGCCCGGAGCAAGGUGCCUCUGACAACUCCAGGGCACGGCGCCGCUUGAUCUCCCAGCGAUCUUCUCUAGAAACACUUGAAGACAUAGAAGAAAAUGCUCCAUUAAGGAGAUGUCGGACUCUGUCCGGUUCACCCAGACCAAAGAACUUCAAGAAGGUUCAUUUUAUAAAGAGUAUGAGGCAGCAUGACACCAAGAAUGGCAGGAUAGUCCUUAUAAGUGGAAGGAGGUCAUUCUGUGGUAUAUUUUCAGUGCUGCCAUAUCGAGACUGCGCCCAUGUUGGGGAACUAAAACUGGAAGGCACAAGGCAGCGACAUUCCUCAGGGGGAAUGGGAACCAGAGAGAUGAUUCUUGGCCUCGAGGGAGUAGAACUUGGUGCUGAUGGGAAGACUGUAUCAUAUACACAGUUUCUGUACCCAACCAAUGCCUUGGGAGCCCGGAGAAACACUAUAGAUUCUACAUGCUCCUUCUCUCAGUUUCGGAACACGAGUCACCGCAACUUGACCCUGGGCAGAGCCAACAGUAUUCAAGGCAGCAUUGAUACAGGAAGUGACAUAGGAGAGUUUAUUGAAUAUGAUCCUAACCUUCUGGAUGAUCCACAGUGGCCAUGUGGCAAGCACAAACGGGUUCUAAUCUUCCCUUCCUAUAUGACCACUGUCAUAGAGUACGUGAAACCUUCAGACCUCAAAAAGGACAUGAAUGAAACUUUCAAGGAGAAAUUUCCUCACAUCAAGCUGACACUCAGCAAAAUAAGAAGCCUAAAACGGGACAUUCACAAACUAGCGCAGGAUGAGUGCGGGUAUGAGGAACCCACAGUCGCCAUGGCCUUUGUGUAUUUUGAAAAACUUGCUUUAAAGGGUAAACUAAACAAACAGAACAGGAAGCUUUGCGCUGGUGCCUGCAUCCUAUUAGCAGCCAAGAUUGGCAGUGACCUCCGAAAACAUGAAGUGAAACACCUAAUUGACAAGCUGGAGGAGAAAUUCCGGCUGAACAGGCGAGAGCUGAUGGCCUUUGAGUUCCCUGUCCUGGUUGCCUUGGAGUUUGCUCUUCACCUGCCAGAGCAUGAAGUGAUGCCUCAUUAUCGGCGCCUGCUGCAGAGUUCCUAGCACAGGGGGUUCCUUUGGUGGGUGCCAUUGACUGACAGAGAUGGACAUACAGCCACUACAGCACAUGCAAACAUAAGUGUUAAGACCACUUCUCCUUAUUGGCAUUUGUACUUUCCAUAUCAGCAACACUAUGACUAAUAAUUGUCCGAAGCAGGCGCCGUCUAUGUGGACGGCAAGUAGCAAAGAAUGCCUCUAACAUCUCAAGUGGUCUGUUUUGCUAUGGAAUUCACAAGUGGACUUCUCUAUCUUUCCUAUCUGAUGCUGAACAUUCAUGUCAGAUGCCACCUUCACUGUGUCAAAAAGAUUGUGCCAAUCAAUUUCCUUUCUGCCGACAGAGGAAAGAAAUGCACUUGUUUUUAUUGUUUGUGGUCUGUGACACUGAAUCCUUCUUGACCUUUUUUUUUUUAUUUGUUCCCCCAAAGCUUUGUGUUUGGGAGUGAGAAAUGUCUCCCCCAUGUUUGUGUCUUCAUCCUCUGAAUACGGAAAGUGAAGAGAUGGAUCUUUUGGUUCUUUAUUUUCUUGGCGCAUUGACACUAAACAUGGACCAGUAGAACUUUUCAUUUCAUUCCAGAAAUAUUCCAGCUUUAGCCUGAAACCUUGUUUUUCCUUUAUGUUUAGUCAUUGGUCAUAGAGUCAAGUCACGCCCAAGUAUUGCACUUUUCCUUUGCGGAGGAGAUGCCAGUAGUCGCACUCUUUGGUGUCAUGUUUUGGUGCUCUAUGUUAGAGUGCAUACCAGGCACGAUUUACCGUGCUACAUGUUAGCCAGUGUUUGGAGAGAUGUAAGCAGGGAUGAUUCCCAGGAGCACUGCUAUGUCAGUGUAUCAGAAAUGAUCCUUCUAUGCAAAGAAUAAAGAGUCUGGCGCCUGGAAGCAGAGAGACAACCGCACUACAUUAAAGAGAACAUAUUCCUUUGUGGCAGAAGAUGCACUACAUAAAUGACUAAGUCUCUUCUCCUGUUUACACUUGCAUAGCUCAGAUAUACGGGGACCCGGGUUCCACUCUAUUUUUGUAAGAUAAAACGAUGGCUUUGCCAGUGUGUGAUUCUAUAAUGCCUAGAGAGCAAGGGGAAGGUUAGGGAUCCAGGCUUAGAGGUCUCUCACAGAUGCCUUCAUUACAAAACAAGAUUGUAUGUCCUUCACUUAUCAGUGUUGCCAGUGGAUUCAAAGAUUUAAAAUAUUUUAAAGUUUUAUGUUCAGGGGCCACUUAGCACACCAACAGUAUACAUUUUUACUAUGAAAUAUAUUGUUCUCUUUAACUGUAAAGUAUAAAGGUGCAAAGAAUGUCCUCCUUCCCUUCUCUGUAUGUUUAAAUUAGAAUUGGAGCUGCCAUACUGUAUGCCAUGGCAGCUCAAUAGUUAACUGCUAGCAGUUAUAAAAGAAAUGCUUUCUGGAGAGUCUUCAGAAUGACCUGAGUUAAGGCAAGCCAUAUGGCAGGUCCUUUUCUUACGUAUAAAUGCAAAGAUGUGCACAGAAAUACGUAGCUAUUCCAUCAUACUUUACUGUCUGUUUACCAAAAAUAUAUGAGCAAAUUUCCAAAUAAUCAACAGGGCAUAUGUCCCCCAGUCUCUCUCUAUUCAAACAUGUACUAAUCAAAUACAGACCAUGCUUUGCUUGCUGUCCAUCUUGCAAAUCUGUCCGGCUCCCAGUGGGCUCAGCUAGAUCCCCUGUCCAUGCAGCAGGUAAAGUAUAUGUUUAAGUGGCCACACGGAAGAACAGGUAAGUACAUUUGGGUUAUGUGUUCCCAACAUAUCUGAUCCUCCAAAAUGGAAAAUCUGUUUGGAUAAAGACCCCCAUGAGUGCAUGUAUGGAGUCUUUGCUCACCAAUAAUACAAUAUGGAUCCAUAUUUCUAUUGUAAUUGGAUUAGUUGUCCCAUGAGCUGAUACUCAAAUCAGAGUAAAUCAGCCAUUCAUGAUUGUGGCCAUGCCCUACAACUGAUUGUUUUGCCGUGUGGGUGUGUGUGGCCAUCUUUAAUAUAAUGAAUCCUGUCUUCUAUUUGACCAGCACAGCAGUGUGGGUAUCAGUAACAUCAUGCCCCAUUGUGGCAGCCGGCUGACUGAUUUGGAAAACCCUACAUUUUAGUGAUUUAGGUUUUAAACAAUAUGAUCUUGAUGCAAGAUGUUAUAUUUUCAUGACCAAUCUUCACAUUAUCAUCUCAUUAUAAAGAUCAAUAAAAAUCAGUUUUUCUUAA